GCGCUCGCCGGUCUUUAAUGGUGGCCAUGUUGGAUCGGAAGUGAAGGCGAAGAGGACAGAGGGGGGGAAAAAAAAGUGGCCGUCAGGAGCAGGACCACCUCCUCCACCACCUUCCUUCACCCCUUCAAUUCCCUCUGCAGCCGGCGGAGGAAGCUUUUUAUCGAAACGCCGGAGGGGGCGGGGGAAGCGCGAGACAAGACAAACACUAACGUGGAACCGUCUCAGAUAUCUUAUUUAUUGUUUUGCUGCUGAUGCGGGUGAAAAGGAAAUAACGACAGUUUUUUUUUAAAAAAAGGGACAAUGGCGGACCCGGCGGAGUGCAGUAUAAAAGUGAUGUGCCGCUUCAGGCCGCUCAAUAACUCGGAGGUCUGUCGAGGAGAUAAAAAUUCCUCCAAAUUUCAGGGGGAGGACACGGUGUUGGUCGGGGGCAAGUCUUAUGUGUUUGACCAUGUUUUCCAACCAAAUUCAUCACAAGAACAAGUGUACAAUGCCUGUGCAAAAAAUAUUGUCAAAGAUGUGCUUGAUGGGUACAAUGGCACAAUAUUUGCAUAUGGUCAGACGUCCUCUGGUAAAACUCACACAAUGGAAGGAAUACUUCACGAUCCUGAUGGUAUGGGAAUUAUUCCAAGAAUAGCACAGGAUAUAUUUAACUACAUUUACUCCAUGGAUGAAAAUCUCGAAUUUCACAUUAAGGUUUCGUAUUUUGAAAUUUAUUUGGACAAGAUUAGGGAUCUUUUGGAUGUAUCGAAGACCAACCUCUCUGUCCAUGAAGAUAAAAACAGAGUUCCUUAUGUGAAGGGAUGUACUGAACGUUUUGUUUGCAGUCCCGAUGAGGUUAUGGAUACAAUUGAUGAAGGAAAAUCCAACAGACAUGUUGCUGUUACAAAUAUGAACGAACACAGCUCACGUAGCCACAGUAUCUUUCUUAUUAAUGUCAAACAAGAAAACACUGCAACUGAACAGAAACUAAGUGGCAAGCUUUAUCUGGUUGACUUGGCAGGGAGUGAGAAGGUCAGUAAAACUGGAGCAGAAGGGUCUGUGCUAGAUGAAGCAAAGAAUAUCAACAAGUCGUUGUCAGCACUGGGAAAUGUUAUUUCUUCACUAGCAGAAUCGAGUAACUACGUACCAUACCGUGACAGUAAAAUGACACGAAUUCUACAGGAUUCUCUGGGUGGUAACUGUCGAACUACCAUAGUUAUCUGCUGCUCUCCUUCAUCCUACAAUGAGUCAGAGUCUAAAAGUACAUUGAUGUUUGGUCAGAGAGCCAAGACAAUUAAGAACACAGUAACGGUUAAUGUUGAGUUAACAGCAGAACAAUGGAAGAAAAAAUAUGAACGAGAAAAGGACAAGAACAAGACCUUACGGAAUACGAUUCAGUGGCUUGAAAAUGAACUUAAUAGAUGGCGCAAAGGUGAGUCGGUACCUGUAGAUGAACAGUACGACAAAGAGAAAAACAAGGAAGCAUUGGAAAUUGUUCUCGCCAAUGACAAAGUGGAACAAACGCCAGCCGUCAAGCUCACUGAUGCUGAGAAACUAAAACUGGAUGGAGAGAUCUCCAAACUAUAUAAACAGCUCGAUGACAAGGAUGAGGAGAUCAAUCAGCAGAGCCAGCUGGUGGAAAAGCUAAAACAGCAGAUGUUGGAUCAGGAAGAACUUCUGGCAUCCACCAGGCGAGACCAAGACAACACGCAAUCCGAACUGAACCGCCUGCAGGCUGAAAAUGACGCUUCCAAAGAGGAAGUGAAAGAAGUACUGCAGGCCUUGGAGGAACUUGCAGUCAACUAUGACCAGAAAUCACAAGAGGUGGAGGACAAGACGAGGGAAUUUGAAUUACUUAGUGAUGAGCUGAGUCAGAAGUCGGCUACAUUGAGUUCCAUUGAUGCAGAACUACAAAAACUUAAGGAAAUGACCAAUCAUCAAAAGAAACGAGUGACUGAGAUGAUGACGUCAUUGUUAAAGGACCUUGCAGAGAUUGGAAUUGCAGUUGGAAACAAUGAUGUCAAGCAGCCUGAAGGAAGUGGUCUCAUAGAUGAGGAAUUUACAGUAGCUAGACUGUAUAUCAGCAAGAUGAAAUCUGAAGUGAAGACAAUGGUGAAACGCUGCAAACAGUUAGAGACCACACAGGGUGAUAGCAAUAAGAAAAUGGAAGAGAAUGAAAAGGAACUGGCAGCUUGUCAACUCCGUAUCUCCCAGCAUGAGGCAAAGAUCAAGUCUCUCACAGAAUAUCUGCAGAAUGUGGAGCAGAAAAAGAGACAUCUGGAGGAGAAUGUCGAUUCACUCAAUGAAGAGUUAGUAAAACUUCAGGCACAAGAGAAAGUACAUGAAAUGGAGAAGGAGCACUUGAACAAAGUAGAAAAUGCAAACGAAGUGAAGCAAGCUGUGGAGCAGCAAAUGCAGAGUCACCGUGAAGCCCACCAGAAACAGAUCAGCAACCUGAGAGAUGAAAUUGAGAAGAAAGAAAAAGUCAUUACAGAUCUCCAAGACCAAAAUCAAAAGAUGAUGUUGGAGCAGGAACGUCUCCAUUUAGAGCAUGAAAAACUCAAGUCUGUGGACCAGGAGAAAAGCCGCAAAUUACAUGAGCUUACGAUUAUGCAGGAUAGGCGAGAACAAGCUCGGCAGGAUCUCAAAGGACUGGAAGAAACUGUGGCAAAAGAACUGCAGACAUUACAUAACCUGCGGAAACUUUUUGUUCAAGACCUAGCAACCAGAGUUAAAAAGAGUGCGGAAAUGGACUCCGAUGACACUGGUGGUAGUGCGGCACAGAAGCAGAAGAUAUCCUUUCUUGAGAACAACCUUGAGCAGCUCACAAAGGUUCAUAAACAGCUGGUACGUGAUAAUGCAGAUCUUCGUUGUGAGCUUCCAAAAUUGGAGAAACGACUUAGGGCUACAGCUGAGAGGGUUAAGGCUUUGGAAUCUGCAUUAAAAGAAGCCAAAGAGAAUGCGUCCCGCGAUCGCAAGCGUUACCAGCAGGAAGUAGAUCGCAUCAAGGAAGCUGUCCGAGCAAAGAACAUGGCAAGGAGAGGGCAUUCUGCACAGAUUGCUAAGCCUGUACGUCCUGGCCAGCCUCCGAUGGCUUCCCCAACUCACCCAAGUGCAAUUCGUGGGGGAGGUGGAUUUUUCCAGAACAGCCAGGCUGUUGCAGUACGUGGAGGUGGUGGUGGCAACACCAAAUCGGAUAAGUUUGUCAGUGGAGGGAUGACUAAUAAUGCUGAAAUUGGAGACAUUGGCUUCAUGCCUUCAUCUGUUAAAGCUGCUAAAGCAACAACAUAAUCAAAGAGGAGAAGCAGACAGCAUCCAAAUCAACCCUUCAUUCCAAGGCAGUGUGAACUCGUCCACUGAGAUUUUUCACAGGAUUAUUUUUUGAAAAUAAAAAAAACUGUACAACUCUACCCUUGGCAGAUUCUCCUCCUUGAUCCCCCCACCCUGCAAAAAAAAAGGAUUGCAAUGUAGGCUUGCAAACAACUACAUGUGAUUUAAUGUGUAGCUCCAUUGCACAGUAAAUUGUCAUUCAUGUCUUAAAUUUAGUCUGCACUGUGCCAAGUUGAAUGUAUGUUGCAGGGAAAAAAAACUUAGCAAAAGCAUUGAAGCCUAAUUUGUGUACAUUUCAUUGUUCUAGGAUUUGUGAAACAAUGUCGCCAAGUAGAUUUGAUAAGCUUGUUUCACAAUGAAAAUGAUUUGGAGGAACACAACUAUCACCCUUGUGUAAAUUAAGAUAGUACUUGAACUUGUUUUCCUACAUUUUUGUUUUUUGGAGAGAUGAAGAGGAUUAGUCAAUAUAGCUUGAAUACUGAGUGCAUUCAUGACAGUAGGUGGUUAGAGCUUCGGAGCUGGUGAGGGUGGGUUGCACAAAAAAAGCUGCUAAAGUUGAAUGAAAUACAGCAUUUUGAUGAGGCCAAUUGAUAUGAAUGUUGCAUUGCCUGACUUUGGUUAUGGAAUAUUUUUUUAAUUCUCCAAAUAAAACAAUGCUAAAACACAUUGGUUGACCAUAACAUUUUGGGGAGAGGAGAUGAAGGCAUUUGGCCUAAUCUAGAAUACUACUUGGUUUGUCCUGUCCAGAUUCUUACCAUGACUUUCGGUUGUAUACCACAAACCGUGCUGCAUUAUGCUGGGAUCCCUUGCAACAAGUAGACAUCCUUAAAAUAUUUUGAGUUCAAGCAAUGCACUGGCUGCAAUUUUAAUAGGUUAAUUGUUUGCACUGUAGGCGAAACCUUUCACAAUAUAGUAGACUGCUUCUGACACAAAGUAAAUGAUUGAGAGAUGCAUGUUACUCCUCAUCUAGCAUGAGGCUAAUGCUUGGUGCAUGCUAGUGCUCACCGCAUUCGCUGAUAGCCAGUGCAAUGCAGCGUGGUUGACGAAAUGCACUGUUCUUUGCUACAAAUGCGACAUAGUUGCAAGAUUGCGGAAUGCAGUUUGUUAUUGGAUCAUUUAUAAGUUUGGAAAAACUCAGUAUUAGUCUAGAUGUCUAGUACCAGAAAAUACAGGAGUUGACGAGACCUUCCCGUGUCUUUAAAAACAUUUUAUCCAUAAGAGAAUUCAGGUUUAACCCUAGUGUUUGCCUAGAGACCAAGAUGGGUGUAGAAUAAGAGGUUAUUAGCUUAAUGUAGGCAGAAAAGACUAAAGCAUGCUAACUGGUGGAAUAAUUGGUUUCUCGACUAGAGUAGGUUAUGGGAUUAGAUGAUUUGUGGAUGAAAUGAGAAAGCAAUAAAUUCAAUAGGAUGCUCCCCGGUAAAGAAGCAUCCCCAUGGACGAAAGCAAAAAUCUCAAUCUCUAAAAUUGAACAAAAUUUUGCUGAGAUUUACAGGAAGUUGUACAGCCUGAAAUUUAAAAUGAUACAUCGUUUUUAUAAAGCCAGAUCCCAUUGUGAAUUCAAUUGGGAUUAUCUCCCUGUCAUUCAUGUAAUUCUGUUUGCAGAAGACUCCACCAAUUAGUUUUUCUACAUUUAGUGCGUAAAUCCUUCUGAUAGUGUACAUGGCUGACAUAGGAUGUUUUUGUGUGAAUAAGUGAGUUAAUUUAUGUAUGAAAGUAAAUUAGUUAUUUACAAGCGAAGCCAAACUGUAGGGAGUUCAGGUGUUUUUUGUGUAGACAGGAUAAAUGAGCAAUAUGUGCUGAAUACUUUAAACAAAAAUAGGUAAUUGUUUAUUUUGUGAAAUUUUGGCAAUGAAAAAGGCAGAUAAUUUGAUGUAGUGUAACGUCCCCAGUGUGGUUACUGGGUCCCAUCUUCACUUCUCUCAGAUGCUGGAGGCUGACUGACAAAUCAGCCAAUAAAGCAACUGUGACUUAAAGUAUAAUGGCUAAGUCCUCCCAACAUUACUGUGGAACAGUUGUAUCUGGAGCCUUUUCAGUCAGGGAUGAUCGAUCCACUUGGAUUUAAUGUUCUUGCUACUGAUCAACCAGUCAGUUUAUCAAGACACCUGAUGAAAGGCAACAUAGAUGCACUAUCAACAGCAUUAAUUUGAUCUUUGGUUUCUAAUCUGCCAGCUCAAAAUGCACUUUUUUUUCAUAAAAAAGUCAGCCAAUGUUUUUGACUGUAAAUGGCUAGUUCAUUUCCUGAGGUGAAACAAUUUUUUUUAAUUUGCAAGAUGUCUACACUGUCUUAAAAAUAAUAUAUAAUUAACUGAAUUUUACAUUUUCACUUGUCAGAUUUUGUGUUCAGAGAGAAUGGUUACUGAGUAUUUAGUAGAAAGGUUGAUUUGUCUCUUGCUCUAAUCUCUCUGAAUAAACUAGAGGUAUUGCAUGUGCCUACAACUCCUGAAGUUUUACAAAUACCAGCAAUGAAGCAUCAGUACAUUAUAAAAGCGAUGCAGUUCAAUUCUACUGAACAUUAUGUAUUUUUAUAUGGUAAAACACUUUAACAUUGCUGUUUCAAGUACCUGUUUCAUGAUCUUUGUAUGAUUUUUUUUGUGGAAUUUCAAAUAUGAAAUCUUCUGCAUCAAAGUUGCCAUGGCAGAUAUCUGGACAGGACAAUACACUGGGUGUUAAAUGCAAAUGAAUUCUCAAUUGUUCAAUAGUUAAAUGCCUUGCUGUCCUGAUUGCAUUACAGUGUAUUCUUCAAGUGCUUAUUGUAAGUUUGUUCCUCAGAACUUAUUGUCAAAAUGAGUGGUUUUUAAGGCAUAAACUCAAUUGAAUAAACCUCGUAUUUAUUCAUGGUGAUCAACUAAAUUAUUUGCAUAAUAUGAACAAUGCUAUCUAUGGCAAUUACUGAAUUGUUCUAAAUUUGACAUGAGAUGACACUAAGGUUUUCCCGCCUGUGGAAUAUGGUGCAGAAUAAGUCGUACAGAGAAAGGCACAUUAAAUUCUGUUUGGUUAAGCAAUUUAGUUUUAACUGACUGCAUGCUGUAAAUGUAUUUGUGUUUAAAUAAACAUGACUUUUGUCUGGGAA
Messenger RNA from Callorhinchus milii (elephant shark), 6379 nucleotides. Its product is annotated as kinesin-1 heavy chain. The record is from RefSeq and is a predicted model, not a curated record. Gene Ontology annotation, biological process: microtubule-based movement. NCBI's taxonomy places the organism in Eukaryota, Metazoa, Chordata, Chondrichthyes, Chimaeriformes, Callorhinchidae. Gene Ontology annotation, molecular function: microtubule binding; microtubule motor activity; ATP binding. The transcript has 27 exons. Bases 301 to 3270 code for a protein of 989 amino acids.